CACCACCAGCCCUCGCAGCUUCCAGAAGCUCAUAUAUAUUCCCCUCCUCCAGUCUCGCCGAACCCCAACCAAACCCAUCCACGCUUCAUUGCCGUUGAGGGAUUUCCGCAAACACCUCGCCCGCGCCCACCCCACCUCACCGCCCUCCGCAAUGGCGAAACCCGAAGCCGGCCUGCGCAAGAAGGCGGUGGCCGUGCUGAGUCUCGAGAAGAAGCGCAGCUACGAGGAGGCGCUGGCGCGAGUCGACGAGCUUGCGGCCAGGCACGCGGGGUCGGCGCUCGUGCUCCACCUCGCCGGUCGCACCCACCACGCCGCCGUCAGCCGCGGGCGACAAGGUGGCCACAGUGCACCACGCCGCCACCGCGAAGAGUUACCUCGCCGAGGCCAAGCGGCUCGUCCCCAACUGCGUCGGCAUCUCCGCUCUCCUGGCCAGGGUGCUGUUUGAGCGCGGGGAGUUGGACGAGGCGGAUGCAGAGGCCAGCCGAGCCAUCGGUAUCCCCAACCCUGCCGACCCGGCGGAGAACAACGUCGUGUACACUGUGGACGCCCGCGCGAAGAACCAGAGGGUGGAGAGAUGCAGGGAAUCGGCUCGCGACGUGGUCCGAUCCAUUGAUGCAGCGCGCAUCACCGACAUCGUCCGCAAGGUGCUCAAGCACGACACCGACCAGCCCGAGAGGAUGAAACUGGCGAGCCAGAAAGCGAAGGAUCUCGCCACCAGUCGCCCCAACUCGUGCCGCGCGCAGUUGUUCUGCGCACACGUGAAGCUCCAGUUUGCGCUCGGCCAUGUCAAGGCCACUGGCAGGAGGUCCAUCCUGGUUCGCAUUCGCGACGACAUGAACGAAGCGGCAAAGCGCUUCGAUGGCUCUCUGGUGCUCGCCAUGUUCCACGCAAAGCUCUGUUUCGUCCUGGGUUUCUAUGAGGCUGCGCACCUUGAGUGUCUCCGGGCAUUUGGCUUGAAGCAGCCUGUUGACCCCAAGUUGGAGGACGUCCCUCCUGGGUCAGUCAAUGGAGGGGUGUAUGAUGAUAGGUUAUCUUCUAUCUACCAAGACCUCUCGCGCUUAAAGCACAGGCUCUUGUUGGUGGCCAAGGCUCACUGGUGCUUAAUGACAAGUGAGAAGCAGGAUGGCUUCCUAUCAGUGGGACUCGAUGAGCUGCAUAAGUACUAUGAUGAAGUUUACGAAGAUGGCCACUGGGCUACAAGGACCAUAUCUGAUGUAUUGACAUCUGUGAAGAAAACCGGGUCAUGGAGGUUCUGGAUUUCUCCCUAUUGUAUUGGCAAGAGUUUCCGGAUGCAACAUUCCCUCUUGGAACACAUGUACAGCAAGCACCCGGCAGAGAAAGUCCUGCGGUCAGUCUUAGAUCCAAAACUGAGUGAUGAUACUGAUACAUCCAUGGAUGAUAAUUCUUUGGAUGAGAUAUCUGUCUGCAAAGAUUCAGAGGACCAUUACUUGUUCCAAUUCAACAAGACGGACAAUAUAUUUGAGCGUUUAUUUUGUUCAACACCUAGCAGAACUGAUGCAAAGUCAUUUGCUGAAAUACAAGAGGACAAAUGCAAAGAAGGAAAGGAGAUCCUACAGAAAUUGAAGCAGAUAUUGAAGAAUUUACCGACAAACAAACUGAGCGCUGAGUAUGAUAAGGCCCGUCCAGAAAUCCAAUGCUUAUUGCGUGAUUUCUUCACGACUUCUGCACUGGAUUAUCGCAUAGUCGUCUUGACCCUUGUGAAAUCAUUCCUAUUGACUAAAUUGAUGAAAUCCUCGAGUGGCGGUGAUGCCACCAGUAAGAGUAUUGACAAUGAUGAUAUUAAUUCGAUAUUUCCUGAGGUUGCUGUUGUCCGUGAGGUUCCUAUUGAAGAUAAGAGUUCUGGCGCGAUGGGAAAUAAAAACAAUUCAGAUUCAUAUAUCAACAUGUCAGAAAAUCGAAAUAAAAUAGCUCAGAAGCCGGGAACAUUUGAGAUGGAUAUAUGUUGUAUCAUCGCAAGUGGUGCAACAGGCCAAAAAUAUCAGCCCAGCAUAGCAAAGGAAAAUAGUGCCUCGAUCUUAGGUACUGCCUUGUGAUUCGAACGGUCAAAGCAAAUUGGUGAUCUGUAGAACGAGCAUAAAUAGGAUUUUAAGUAUAUUUUCGUAAGUUAUAUAAAUGCAUUGCUCAUAGAUCGAGCCCCCUUUCUGAGUUUGUAACAGUUUGUGAUAGUAGCUCAAUGUAGUUCAUAUUCCAUCAAUAUUUGUGGAUACUGCAACGAGUCAUUGAAAUCAUGUGAAAAUGACUUUCUUAUGCACACGUUCUGUUUCUGUCAUAACGGAUGAUAUAUGACAUUGAGUACUCGGUUAUCCAUA
Molecule: messenger RNA, 2330 nt
Organism: Brachypodium distachyon (stiff brome)
Lineage: Eukaryota; Viridiplantae; Streptophyta; Magnoliopsida; Poales; Poaceae
Exons: 4
Coding region: 678-2054 (458 amino acids)
Source: RefSeq, a predicted model, not a curated record